ACUAAACUACGAAGAGGCGGAUGUUCUAGGCGGUAGUUUCGUCUCUUUACAGAUGAGUUAGCUAACUGGCUUGUUGUAAUGCAGUUAGCUAGGUAUCUAAUUGUUUUUUUCCACUGAAUUUUACAGUGAUUUACAAAUACUUAGUGAGAUAGAUAGCUAGCUAAGAGUAAAAUAUUUUAGCUGGCUAAGUACUUCAUAUUGGCAGUAACCCAUGCAAAUAGGAAUGUGUCCUUGUAGCACUAGUUAGCUAGCUUGUUGGCUAAAUUAGUUAUUCUUGGCUACCAGCUAGCAUAGAUGACUGUAGAUGUGAAUAUUGAAUGAGGUCCAGAACGGCACCUAACGUCAAAUGUAACGUCUGAAUCUGUCAAACGAUGAUGCAUACGCAAUGAAUAUACUUAUUCGCUUACAUUACUGCAGAUGUAUUAACUAGCUAUCCUAGCUCACGUUACCGUAGCCACGUUUGAAUGGUGCUGCAAGCUAGCAAACGCUAGUUAGCUGGUCGACACGGUACCAUGGCAAGUGUCCACGAAAGUUUGUAUUUUAACCCGAUGAUGACAAACGGGGUAGUGCAUGCAAAUGUGUUUGGGAUAAAAGACUGGGUUACCCCCUAUAAAAUUUCCGUCCUGGUGUUGCUGAACGAAAUGUUCAUGUCCAAACGCAUGACACUUCUGGAGAGAAGACGUUUGAACAAACUAAUUCUGCCGCUACAACAGGGUCCAGACUUGACACUUGGGCAGCUUUUGAAGACUAUUGAUGAAUGCUGUCCCAAAACGGCCUAUGCCGUCAAGAUAAGGCUGUAUGUGAUGGCGGGUGAGGAACUGACGGAUAUGGAGUCCUUCUUCUACGGUCUCCUAAGACCCUUCGGUGAUCUUGACUCAGAGUCUUGCAAGACCAGUGUAGUUGGUCUAUUCAUCAGACAUAUGCACCUGGCCUACAAUAAGCUCUCCUUCAGCCAGGUGUACAAGCUCUAUACAGCUCUUCAGCACUACUGCAAUGGCCACUGCAGCCCAGGCCCUGAUGGCAAGCCCAGCCUCUCUGCCUCAGCCAUAGAGGACACAGACAUGGAGCUGACCAACACCGAGGAUACCAUCGAGGGAAAGCUGGAGAAAGAGGAGCUGCACAGUGCUCCACUUCACGACUCUGAGCUAGUUAAUGAGGAUGCCCCAAGCAGAGGACCUCUUUCUCAGAAGCAAGCCGAGUAUUUUCUUGCGCGACAGGCGUACCUUCUGAAAAACGAUGAGAAUAAAGCCCUGAAGCCUGCAGCGCUGCAGGAGGAGCUGAACAACAUGCUGAAGUUCAACCCGGACUUUGCAGAAGCGCAUUACCUGAGCUACCUGAACAGCAUGCGGGUGCAGGACAUCUUCAUCUCCACACACAGCCUCCUGCACUACUUUGACCGGCUCAUACUGACGGGAGCCGAGGGGAAGAGCAACGGGGACGAAGGCUACGGCCGGAGCCUGCGCUACGCUGCGCUGAACCUGGCCGCCCUGCACUGCCGCUUCGGUCACUAUCAACAGGCCGACCUGGCUCUGCAGGAAGCCAUCCGCAUCGCCCAGGAGUCCAACGACCAUGUGUGUCUCCAGCACUGUCUGAGCUGGCUGUACAUGCUCGAGCAGAUGAAGGGGUCAGACAGCUCGGUGCUGACUGAGGACUCUGUGAGAAUGGCCGCCCACUUCUGCCUUCCCUACCUGGCCUCUUUAGGGAUCCAGUCCCUGGUCCAGCAGGGGGCGAUAGGGGGCAAGGCAGCAAACAAACUGAUGGAUGCCCUGAAGGACACAGACAUACUGCACUGGAAGCACAGCCUGUCAGAGCUCAUUGACAUCAGCCUGGCACAGACCACUUCCAUCUGGAGGAUGUACGGCAAGAGCACCAUGGCCCUGCAGCAGGCCCAGCUGCUGCUGAACAUGAACAGCCUGGAGCCCGUCAGCUUCGGCGUGCAGCAGAACAACACCGAGGCCUUCGCCGUGGCCUUGUUUCACCUGGCGGAGCUGCACGCAGAGCAGGGCCUGUUCGGUGCAUCAGCUGAGAUCCUGCAACACCUGAAGGAGCAGUUUCCGCCUCACACCAAGCACGCAGAGCUCUGGAUGCUAUGUGACCUGAAGAUCCAGUUUGAGAGAGCAAUGAAUGAUGGGAAGUAUCACCUGGCAGAGCCCCAUGUUAAAGCCAUUGCUGCUCUGAACCAGACGGAAGGCUUGUACAGGAAGGCGCUGGUGCUGAAGGCCCAGAACCAGACCACAGAAGCGUACAAGGUCCUGCAGCAGCUGCAGCAACACUGCGAGAAGACCAAGUGCACAGAGAUGAUCAUACGGGUGAUGCUGUCGACGGCCGAGCUGCACUGGGAGUCCUCGGGCUUCGCCACAGCGCUCCCCCUCCUCCUCCAGGCCCUGGCUCUGGCCCGACAGCACCACCUGCAGUCCCUGGCCUCCGAGACCAUUCUGCACCUGGCCUUCUCCCAGCUGAUGCUGGGCAUCCCAGAGCAGGCCCUGAACAUCCUGCACGAGGCCAUUGAGCCCAUCCUGGCCCACGGAGCCGUCAUACACAAGGGCCGCGCCCUGCUGCUGGUCGCCAAGUGCCAGAUCGCCAUGGCCGGGGCCCCGCCUGGCGACCACAGACGAGCAGCCCUGGAUAUGGCAGUGCAGACCCUCGACGAGGCCGCCGCCUACUUCUCUAGGCUGGGCUGCAAGGAGCGCCUUCGGGAGGUGCACUACCUGCAGGCUCAGGUGCACCUCUCCCUGGGCCACGUGCCCGAGCGCAACAAGUGCACCAUGCUGUUCCGCCUCCUGGACCAGGAGCUGCCGUCCUCCGGGGCCUCCCUCAUCACCCGCCUGUGAGCGGGGCCUCCCUCAUGGCCUGCCUGUGAGCGGGGCCUCCCUCAUCACCCGCCUGUGAGCGGGGCCUCCCUCAUCACCCGCCUGUGAGCGGGGCCUCCCUCAUGGCCUGCCUGUGAGCGGGGCCUCCCUCAUCACCCGCCUGUGAGUGGGGCCUCCCUCAUCGCCCGCCUGUGAGCGGGGCCUCCCUCAUCGCCCGCCUGUGAGUGGGGCCUCCCUCAUCGCCCGCCUGUGAGCGGGGCCUCCCUCAUCACCUGCCUGUGAGCGGGGCCUCCCUCAUCACCCGCCUGCGAGCGGGGCCUCCCUCAUCACCCGCCUGCGAGCGGGGCCUCCCUCAUCACCCGCCUGCGAGCGGGGCCUCCCUCAUCACCCGCCUGCGAGCGGGGCCUCCCUCAUCACCCGCCUGUGAGCGGGGCCUCCCUCAUCACCCGCCUGUGAGCGGGGCCUCCCUCAUCACCCGCCUGUGAGCGGGGCCUCCCUCAUCACCCGCCUGUGAGCGGGGCCUCCCUCAUCACCUGCCUGUGAGCCUUCCUCUCGGAGAACGCCCAGGAGAACUGCCACCAGUCUGUCUUCUCGCCUCAGUGCAAGAGCACAGGGAGUUAAAAUCACUGUAUUUGUUUAAUAAAGGCAAUGUCUUUAGUUUUAA
This is a messenger RNA of Conger conger (European conger), 3474 nucleotides long. It is a transcript of the gene anapc5, whose product is annotated as anaphase promoting complex subunit 5. Bases 513 to 2831 code for a protein of 772 amino acids. Gene Ontology annotation, biological process: protein K11-linked ubiquitination; positive regulation of mitotic metaphase/anaphase transition; anaphase-promoting complex-dependent catabolic process. NCBI's taxonomy places the organism in Eukaryota, Metazoa, Chordata, Actinopteri, Anguilliformes, Congridae. The record is from RefSeq and is a predicted model, not a curated record. Gene Ontology annotation, molecular function: protein binding. The transcript is spliced from 17 exons. Gene Ontology annotation, cellular component: anaphase-promoting complex.